GUCAAACCAUAUUACUGCUGCCGCGCUGCAAGAAAUAUUAACUUUUAAUAAAAAUAAUUUGAAUUUUGGUUGUUUCGCAGCAUGUUUUCACCAAAUUAUAACACUACUGCAGUGGCUCUAGCUGCCGUUUCAAAUGGUGAUACGAGGAGUACUACUACUGUCGCGUCUGCAACUGCUAAUAAUACCAAUAUAAAUCAUAAUAAUAAUAUUAUUAAUAAUAAUACCACCACUGAUGUUGGUAUCAAUGGCAGCAUGGCUACUGCAUCAAAUUACUUGAGUAGUAAUAUUGCUAUCAAUCCUUUUGAUAUAUAUAAACAACAAGCGUAUAUGUCAUCCGAUUUAAGUCAUGCACCAUCCUUAACAAACUCAACUUCAGCUUCAAGUUAUAAUUCUCAAACUGAUUUAUAUCAUAAUCACACCCAUAAUCAUAUACAUCCACCAGCACCAACCAUUCAAUAUUUGGAAAAUCCCUUACAAGAAACAGUAUUUGCUCAGCCAUAUCCAUUUAAAGAAAAUAUUCCAUUCAAAUUGAAUAUGUUCCAAUCACAAAUAAAUGAAAAUCAACAACAACAACUUCAACAACUUCAUAAUCAACAACAGCAACAAGAACAAUAUUUAUCUCAAAAUAAUUUACCCCCAAAUCAUCAAAUUCGUCACCUUGUUCAAAAAAGACCACUUAUAUCACCAGUAGUGGUGGCUCAACCUGUAUCAGCAUCAUCUCAAGAUAAUCAAGUAACAACUCCUCCCACUUCUCCUAUCUUAUAUAAUAAUCAAGGUGGUUAUUAUAAUCAUCAAUCUAAUGUUAAUACUGCAUCUCAAAUCCAUCCUCAUCAAAAUUCCUUUGGAUUAGAAGAUAAUUCUCAUCAUAAUGAUAGUUUGUUUAAUACUGAUAUAUUUAGUAUUGGUGAUGCCACCACCGCUGCUGCCGCUGCUGCUGCUGCUACUGUUGCGUCCUUUUCCGGUCCAUCAUCUUCAUCUAUUGUAAAUACUAAUACUACUAAUACUACUAAUAAUAAUUCCAAUAAUAUUAAUUCCAUUAAGAAAUAUGGUAAUACAAUGUUUCAUCCUUCAGUUAUAAUUCCAAAUACUCCAAUUUCAGAAGGUGAUCUUGAAAAUUCUCCAAGGUAUACUACGGCUAAUAAAGGAACUAUUAACUCAAAAUCUCCAACGGUGGUAUUAGAAUCCCAAAUCAAACCAAGACUUCAUCAUCAACAAUCAACUCCAACAGUUUAUACAACUCAAAAAUCUUCAAUGUCAGUUGAAUAUAAACAUGAUUCCCAAUCUGAUCCAACCUCGCCUAUGGAUGUUAAUACUGCUUUGGCCUUAGCUACUAAAGCUUACUCCAAACAUUUAAGUAAUCCAAACUUGUAUCAUAAUAAUAAUGGAGAUGAUAGUACCAGUGAAGAAUAUGAUGAUGAUGAUGAAGAUGAAGAUGACGUUAAUGAACAUAUAUUCAAUCCUCAAGAAAGACCAUUUUCUCCAAGACAUCAUUCCAUGCCUCAUGAUUAUAAACUUAAUACGAUUUUAAAUCAUAAUCAAUUUGCUGCUAAUGCUUAUCAUCAUCUUGACGGACACUUCAAUAUUGAUACAGGGAAGAAUUUCAAACAAUUAGUUUAUCAAUUAUUUUCCCAAGAACAAAUCAGAGAUAUUAAAUUGAUUGAACCUCGAUUAAAAUGUUUUAAAAAUCAUUGUCAUACUCAAUUCACCAAUUAUAAUGAUUUUAUAAAUCAUUGUUAUUUUGAAAAUAAUAAUAAUUUAAAUUUUGUUGAAUUUAGAAACUUCAAAUGUCCAGUUCAUGAAUGCCCUAUGAAUUUAAUUGGAUAUGAAAAGAAAGCUAAUUUAAGACACCAUGUGGUGCUUGAACAUUUCCAAAGAGGCAAAGUUGUUGAUGCAUGUGAACCAUAUUGUGAUGCGUUACAAGAAAUCAUUUAUGUUUGUGAUCAUCAUGAUUGUGGGAAAGGGUUCUAUCGUAAGGAUAGUUUGACAAGACAUUUAAAGUUGGUACAUGAAAAUUCAUCAUCAUUAUUCAAUCAAAAGAAACGUCAAUCACUGAUAACAGGGUUAGUUGCUGCAAAAUAUUCUUCAAUGGAUAGUCCAGCUAAAAAAAGAAAAAGUAAAUCUUAAAAAUCUACUUAAUUUUUAUUCAAUUAUGGUAGGAACAGGCAUCCUACACUACUACUGAUUAUAAGUUUCUUGUAAUCAUUUCUACAUUUAUUCUCGUUAUUAAUAUUAUUUGCUAUUUAAUUCUACAAAUUAACACUUUGCUUUACUUUACUUUGAUUUUAAUUUACUUUACUUUUGGUUUAUAGAUACUUUUAGUUUUGCUUUUUUUAUACACACUAUUUAAGUUUUUGCUAAUUUUCACCAACAACAACAACAACAUUCUAUUGUCUUUUACAUAGUUCCUCUUCAAUUAUUCAGUAAUUUUAUAUGUACAAUUACUUUUCCGGUACUACAAUUUAUAAUUUGAAAUUGCGCGGAAAUUGA
Molecule: messenger RNA, 2487 nt
Organism: Scheffersomyces coipomensis
Lineage: Eukaryota; Fungi; Ascomycota; Pichiomycetes; Serinales; Debaryomycetaceae
Gene: RME1
Product: Rme1p
Exons: 1
Coding region: 82-2124 (680 amino acids)
Source: RefSeq, a predicted model, not a curated record